This is a messenger RNA of Oryza brachyantha (malo sina), 1597 nucleotides long. RefSeq names its product PTI1-like tyrosine-protein kinase At3g15890. The record is from RefSeq and is a predicted model, not a curated record. Gene Ontology annotation, molecular function: ATP binding; protein kinase activity. Gene Ontology annotation, biological process: protein phosphorylation. NCBI's taxonomy places the organism in Eukaryota, Viridiplantae, Streptophyta, Magnoliopsida, Poales, Poaceae. Bases 260 to 1363 code for a protein of 367 amino acids. Gene Ontology annotation, cellular component: plasma membrane. The transcript is spliced from 4 exons.
GAAGACGAGAGAGAAAAAAACAAAAAAGAAAGGAAAAAAAGCUUCCACCGAAAGCGCAGCUGCGAGGCUGUUCGCCGCUGCGACGUCUCGUCCUCCUCCCCCGCUUCAAGCCCGGCAGGCCAGCGAGUCCAGCUGAGUCCGCCUUCUUCUCCAUCACUUCCUUGCUUCCAAAGAUUCCUGCUUUUUUUUUCUCUCUGUUCUUCGUUUCUCCGCUCCGGGCCUGCGCGUCGCCGGCUUGUCGGGGAGUGGGGCGGCGGCGAUGCAUACGAGGCUCUCGCGGUUCGCGCACAGGGUGCUCUGCUGCGGCAGGAAGGCCUCCGGGGAAGAUUUGAGUGAUGAGGGGAGCGGAUCGCUUAGGUGGGUGUUUACAUUGAGGGAGCUUCGGUCAGCAACAAAUAGCUUCAAUUAUGAUAACAAGAUUGGAGAAGGACCAUUCGGCUGUGUCUAUUGGGGACAAGUUUGGGAUGGUUCUCAGAUUGCUGUGAAGAAGUUGAAAUGUGCAAAAAAUGGGACAGAAACAGAAUUUGCUUCAGAUGUUGAGAUUUUGGGAAGAGUGAGGCACAAAAACCUCUUGAGCUUUCGUGGAUAUUGUGCUGAUGGACCUGAACGCAUUCUGGUGUAUGACUAUAUGCCGAACUCCAGUCUUUAUGCACAUCUUCACGGAGCACAUUCUACAGAGUGCCUUCUUGACUGGCGCAGGAGAACAUUUAUCGCAAUUGGUGCUGCUAGAGCUCUUGCGUAUCUUCACCACCAUGCGACACCCCAGAUAAUCCAUGGGAGCAUCAAGGCAACUAAUGUGCUGCUAGAUUCGAAUUUCCAGGCACAUCUUGGUGACUUUGGUCUGAUAAAGUUCAUCCCAGAUGGGGUGGAUCAUGACAAGAUAAUCAGCGAAAACCAACGUGGCUAUCUUGCUCCUGAAUACGUUAUGUUUGGCAAACCUACAACAGGUUGUGAUGUCUACAGCUUUGGCAUAAUACUAUUGGAGAUAUCUAGCGGGAGAAGACCAGUGGAAAAGUCAGGCUCUGCUAAAAUGUGUGGGGUUCGAAACUGGGUUCUUCCUUUGGCGAAAGAUGGUAGAUACGAUGAAAUUGUGGACUCUAAACUCAAUGAUAAGUAUUCUGAUUCUGAACUAAAAAGAGUGGUGCUGGUUGGGCUGGCAUGCACACACAGAGAACCGGAAAAGAGACCAACGAUGCUUCAAGUUGUAUCAAUGCUGAAAGGUGAAUCCAAAGAGAUGCUUUCCAGGCUUGAAAAUGAUGAAUUGUUCAGGCCAGACUCGACGGUGAGUUCCCAUGCAAUGUCAACUCCAGAGGGGAGCUCGGACUGUGUGCUCAAAAAUGAUCAAGGAUUGGCUGCAGCGUGAUGGAUUUAGUACCCUAGAAAAUGUAGAGUCCAUAUUUUUUGUGGGAUUGGUGCUUGGUCUGCUUGGUUUGACAUGAUUUAAGUGUACAGGCUUUGUCAUUUGUGAAGUUUCUCCUCCUUUUUUAGAGGGAAAUUAGGUAAAUGAGUUAGCUGUGUUAUACGGUGCUCUUUUUUUUUUUUUGGGGGGGGGGGGGGGGGGGGCGCAAAGAAUUACACAUGGUGCUUUUUGUGUGCA